Messenger RNA from Uranotaenia lowii, 792 nucleotides. RefSeq names its product glutathione S-transferase 1-like. Bases 60 to 713 code for a protein of 217 amino acids. Lineage: Eukaryota; Metazoa; Arthropoda; Insecta; Diptera; Culicidae. The record is from RefSeq and is a predicted model, not a curated record. The transcript has 2 exons. Gene Ontology annotation, molecular function: glutathione transferase activity. Gene Ontology annotation, biological process: glutathione metabolic process.
UUAGGCACAGUGUGACUACGCAGUUUCGCCCGAGAAGACGUCUUUUUUUUCUGGAAGCCAUGGACCUGUACUACCAUCCGAUUUCCCCGCCCUGUUGGUCUGUCAUCCUCUUGGCCAAACAGUUGGAUUUGCCUAUCAAUCUGAAGAAGGUGGAUAUGUUUGCCGGCGAACAUCUUAAGGAAGAUUUCCUAAAGCUCAAUCCUCAACACUCGGUCCCAACGCUUGUCGAUGGGGAGUUUACGCUUAGUGAAUCCCACGCUAUCCUAACGUAUCUGGCGGAUGCCCAUUCCGGAUCUGACGAACAUCCGCUGUACCCGCGGGAUAAGAAAGUGCGCGCCCAAAUUCACCACCGUUUGAGUUUCGAUCUGGACACCUUGUAUCGUCGAUUCUACGCUUUCGGCACACCGAUUUGGACCACCAAAACCGAACCGAGCGAAGAAAACCGUACCAAGCUGAACGAAGCCUUGGGUUUUCUCAGCGCUUAUCUCAGCCGAGGACGCUUCGCGGUGGGCGAUAGCAUUACGAUUGCCGAUAUUCCUCUGGCCGUCAGCGUGUUCUGCAUGGAGAUGUUGAAGUUCGAUCUGAGUCCGUAUCCGAAGGUCCAGGAAUGGUACGCAGCCUGCAAACAGGAACUGGUCGGGAUGAAGUCCGAGUUCAUGGAUAACGCCCUCGAGGAGUUUAAGAAGUUUCUCGAAGCACCAAAACAGCACUAAUGAUUUGUGAAUCAAUGCAAACGGAAGCAUUUUGGGUUCAAGUAAUAAGAGUUGUUUGUUGAAGAUCAAAUAAACGCCG